This is a messenger RNA of Paramecium octaurelia, 225 nucleotides long. The record is from the annotation of a GenBank genome assembly. NCBI's taxonomy places the organism in Eukaryota, Ciliophora, Oligohymenophorea, Peniculida, Parameciidae.
AUGGAUUUACAGGAACAUUGCCAAGUAAUAGGUGAAUCUAAUAAGUAUUUACAAUAUAAAUCGAUAAGUCACAAUCCCCAGUUCGUCCAAGAAGUAGAGGAAGAGAUAAUAGAAUUGUGCGAACCUAUUGUCAUCAUUGAAUAGAUGCAAGAGUAAACUAUCAUUGAACUUGACUAAGCCUAAUUUGGUACUAAUUACGAUAGUGAACCUAAAGAAGGAAUGUGA